Messenger RNA from Camelina sativa (false flax), 1378 nucleotides. RefSeq lists its product as uncharacterized. Gene Ontology annotation, molecular function: protein binding. Lineage: Eukaryota; Viridiplantae; Streptophyta; Magnoliopsida; Brassicales; Brassicaceae. The record is from RefSeq and is a predicted model, not a curated record.
UAAAAGGAACUUUGAGGUACAUCCCAAGACGGAUCAAAACGUGGUUAUUGACUUCUUUGAAAUCAAAGAAGAAGAAGAGACGAAAGGGAUGAGCUCCGAGAUCGAAUCUAGUUCGGACAAGUCUUCACAUCAGGUGGAUCAUGUUUCUGAUGUAGACAAAGGGUCGCAAAAACACGAGAAGCUCGAGACACGUUUCGUAGCAUAUGAUAGAGUACGUCAUCCAACAACUUACAGCAUCACGUUCGACUCUUAUGCGAAAAUGGUGAAGAUGGUCAAGGAUGGAUAUUACGAGUCCCUUCCUUUCACUUCCGGUGGAUACACUUGGACGUUCAAAAUCUACCCAAACGGAAACACGAAGGUAGUAGGACUGCCAGGAUUUUGGGUUUCAGUUUAUACAAAAAUCGAUACCUCAAUCUUCGUCACCAACCCACAAGAUGUGUAUGCGGAGAUUAAGUUCUUCGUCUACGACGGUUUCAAACGCGUUUACUCUACACACCAAGAAAGUGAGCCAGUAAGGUUUGAUAAAGUAAAAUCGGAGUGGGGAAUUCCGUUUUUCCUGGGCACGGGAUGUUUCAUAGAGGGGUUAUAUCUUUACGACGGAGGGAAAUGUGAGGUUGGAAUAGAUAUCUUAGUUGAUCAACGCUACCAGAGGGAACUUUUCUCUUAUGACGAAAACGUCAUCAACCCCGUUUUCACUUGGAACAUCACCAAUUUCUCUACCCUCUAUCAUCACUCGUACACAUCCAAUACGUUUUCUUCUGGAGAUAGAAACUGGGUUUUGAAAGUGUAUCCAAAUGGAUAUGGUGUUGGAAAGGAUAGAUAUUUGUCACUCUACCUGUUGAGUGUGAAUAAUGAGGUCAAUUACGUUGAAGGCACGCUACGAGUUCUAAACCAAAUUACAUCCGGUAAUGUGGUGAAGCAAGUUGAGGGAUGGCCUAAUGCAGCAGAAAAUGGAUGGGGCUUCCAGGAGUUUAUAUCUCUUGCAGAUCUUCAAGUUCAAGGUUUUGUUGUGAACGAUUUGCUUCAAGUUCAAGUCGAGAUCACGGCCUUCUCUAAACGGACUCCAUUUACCUAGGGUUUAUGGUGAGCCCAAAAAAAAACCUCCCUAUCCUCUUUCGCUUUUUACUUCUGUGUAUUUUGUUAACUAUGUCAUUCGAUCAUGGAAGGCUCAAUUCGGAGAUCUCUUGAAACUACUCCGAGACAAUUUAUCAUCAGUGGAUCGCUGAAGCCAUGUGAUGUUUAUGUUUAUGUAUCCAAAAUAAGAAAUAUUUCUAGAAAUCUUUCCCCACAAUCUACUCUUCUUUUUAUUAAAAAGAAAAAGAAAAAAAAACUCUACCUCUUUUGUUUAUACUCCAUGUGUGUCCAAAUUAAUAAUGAG